UCUGAAUAUUCAGUGCAAUCUUUGCAUCGACAACCACGCCCCUUUCAGCAGGAGAAAGGAAGCUGCUUUAUCGACCUGAAAAUCUUCCCCUAGAAAGCUCUCGGGCCCAGCCCACCAGUAAAGCUGUAUAAGCACAGGGUCGACGGGACGGACGGAAGCGGCGCAUCGUCGUACGGGGAGGUCCGCAGUGACAUUACGAUGAGCUACAAACCCAUCGCCCCUGCCCCUUCCGGCUCCAACCACACCCCGCCAGGCUCCAGUGUGCCCUCCCCCUCACUCCCCUCCUCCUCCAACUUCAGACCGGCGUUCAGUGAUUUCGGCCCGCCGUCGAUGGGCUUCGUUCAGCCAGUGAAAGUGUCUCAGGGCUCAACCUACAGCGAGCUGCUAUCAGUCAUUGAGGAGAUGAGUCGUGAGAUCCGCCCCACCUACGCCGGGAGUAAGAGCGCCAUGGAGAGGCUAAAGAGAGGUAUCAUUCACGCGAGGGCACUGGUCAGGGAGUGUCUGGCAGAGACGGAGAGGAGCGCUCGCACAUAACCCUUUGCAGAAUCCCUCGUCUCUGUAUAGGCCUCAUCUAUGUGUCCCAUCUUUGUAAUCCUGACCUUUGUCUGUAUCGCUCCACUGAACUUGUAACCUUCCCUUGUUCCAUAUAGUCUCUCACAUCGCUAUGGGGUGUGUUCAGAAUGUAUAACACAUUUUUGCAGUUGUAGGACAAUUCGCUCUCAGAACAUUUUGUAACAUAUUUCAGUUUCAGAGGCACCACGAGGGGCUGGUAAAUAUAGUCUCAUCCUGGUAGUCCAGUUCAGUGGGGAGCGAAGUGAUAGUGUUGUAAAAUAUUUCUGAUAGAUUAUUGAAAACUAUGCCCUAAUGAAAUGUCUAUGUAAUGAGGUUCAUACUCUGAAUCUUUCUCUUAGCUGCUAUGCUGACACCACUCUACAACCAAAGGUUCAAUUCAACAUUGUUUUACAGUAAGCUGCAAGCAACACUUAAGCCUUGUUCACACUGCAGGCCUUAAUGCUCAAAUCAGUUUUGUUUUUCAAAUCCGUUUUGGAAUACUGAGUGUCCAAACAGCAAGUUAAAAGUGACAAUCGGAUGUGUGUUUGUUCAGACAGCAGUCAUUUGCUGACAUGACUAUGCUAGUUGUCAUGGUAUUGACGGGUGUGUGCACGGUGGUGUAGGCUGAUUGGUGGUGGUGCUUGUGCUUCCUAUCACUCAGAGGUUAUGUAGCAAGCUAAGGUGACAAUGC
Coregonus clupeaformis (lake whitefish) is the source of this 1243-nucleotide messenger RNA. Its product is annotated as cyclin-dependent kinase 2-associated protein 2. The record is from RefSeq and is a predicted model, not a curated record. The transcript is spliced from 5 exons. NCBI's taxonomy places the organism in Eukaryota, Metazoa, Chordata, Actinopteri, Salmoniformes, Salmonidae. Gene Ontology annotation, biological process: negative regulation of G1/S transition of mitotic cell cycle; regulation of microtubule cytoskeleton organization. The coding region runs from base 199 to 534 and encodes 111 amino acids. Gene Ontology annotation, cellular component: microtubule; cytoplasm; nucleus.